Balaenoptera acutorostrata (minke whale) is the source of this 2698-nucleotide messenger RNA. It is a transcript of the gene DAPP1, whose product is annotated as dual adaptor of phosphotyrosine and 3-phosphoinositides 1. The transcript is spliced from 9 exons. The record is from RefSeq and is a predicted model, not a curated record. The coding region runs from base 97 to 939 and encodes 280 amino acids. NCBI's taxonomy places the organism in Eukaryota, Metazoa, Chordata, Mammalia, Artiodactyla, Balaenopteridae.
GUGCGGAGGGGAGGGCGUGAGGAGUAGCAGAACGUGUCUCUCUCUGCCUCUUACCCAGAGCACCUCGCAGGGGCUUAGCGGACGUGAGGCGUGCGAAUGGGCAGAGCAGAAUCUCUAGAAGGGAAAAUGAGCACCCAGGAUCCUUCAGAUCUGUGGAGCAGGUCGGACGGAGAAGCUGAGCUGCUCCAGGACUUGGGGUGGUACCAUGGUAACCUCACCCGCCAUGCAGCCGAGGCUCUUCUCCUCUCCAAUGGAUGCGACGGGAGCUACCUUCUGCGAGACAGCAAUGAAAGGACCGGGCUGUACUCUCUCUCUGUGAGAGCCAAAGACUCUGUCAAACACUUUCACGUUGAAUAUACUGGAUAUUCAUUUAAAUUUGGCUUUAAUGAAUUCUCAUCUUUGAAGGAUUUUGUCAAGCAUUUUGCAAAUCAGCCUUUGAUUGGAAGUGAGACAGGCACUCUGAUUGUUCUGAAACAUCCCUAUCCAAGAAAAGUGGAAGAACCAUCCAUUUAUGAAUCCGUCCGGGUUCACACAGCAAUGCAGACAGGAAGAACAGAAAACGACCUCGUGCCCACUGCCCCUUCUCUGGGCACCAAAGAAGGUUACCUCACCAAACAGGGGGGGCUCGUCAAGACCUGGAAAAUGAGGUGGUUCACUUUGCACAGGAAUGAACUGAAAUACUUCAAAGACCAGAUGUCACCAGAACCAAUUCGGAGCCUAGAUUUAACAGAAUGUUCGGCUGUACAAUUUGAUUAUUCACAGGAAAGGGUGAACUGUUUUUGCUUAGUAUUUCCAUUCAGGACAUUUUAUCUCUGUGCAAAGACAGGAGUAGAAGCUGAUGAGUGGAUCAAGAUAUUACGCUGGAAAUUGUCUCAAAUAAGAAAACAGCUUGAUCACGGGGAAGGCACAAUCCGAUCUCGGUCAUUCAUCUUUAAAUAGACAGACCUUCCUCAAUGAGGAGGGUCCUCCUGACCCAGGAGCAGGGUGGAACGUUCCUGAUGUUGUGAUCCACAGCAGGUUUCAGAUGAAAGCUGACUAAGGAUUUUUCUGCAGAAACAAAUCAAAAGCAGAUGCGGAUUUGGACCUUUCAGAAGACACCUCAUUUGCUGACUCACAGAAAACUGCUGCCCUUCAAGAUCCUGCCAUGUCCCUGAGAAUACCGAAGGCUCCUCGUUCUGAUGGAGACGGAUGAACCACUGCGACCAGGCGUGCUCGAUCUUAGAACACGCAGUGGGAGAUGGUUUUUGUUCUCCCUCAUUGUUGUCCCCAAGCUGGUUGACAUUAGUUACCCAAAGUCCCACUCUGCACCAGGGUCAACUCAUCUGACUUCCAGGUUGUGCUAUUAUCCAGGAAGGAAACAGCAAAAUAUGUAGCCCGAGGUUUAGACUGCUUUUCAGAAAGUGUAUUGAGAUAGCAAAUGUCCAAGAUUGGGGUGGGGGAGCAGUGUUGUUUUUACUUUUUUUUCCCCUUUAUACAAAAAACAAAACAAUUUCCAAAACUAAAAUGGAAAAUGUUUGUAGUAUUUAUUUUCUCUUUCUUUGUAAAAGGCUCAGAUAUCUAAUGGGUCCUUUCUUCCCCUCUAAUGAUAAACCUGUGAGAACUAAAUCUCCUAUGGGUUAUUGGGCAAGAUGAUAAGGAUAAUGGAAGGUACAAUCUUAAAAAAGCAUCUCUUUUAGUCAUUUUGGGGGAAAUGCUUUAAAGAGUGAGAAAACAUAAAUUGAGGAAGAGUGAUAAAGUAGUAACUUGUAGUGUAAUAAUAAUUAUCAUCACGAUAAUUAUUAUUGUAACAAUAGUAGAGCACUUGUAAGCACUAAGUUAUCUUCAUCCAACACUUCUCAAACAGACUGAAAGAAACUUUUCAAGUAGAGUGUGUUAUAACAAUCCCUUCCCCAGAGUGAGAGGGAGGUAUUGGCCCAAGAGAAGAAAGAUGUACCUUGCACUGUACGCCUUAUUCAAGAGCAACUUCUUUUGUCUAUUGAGGGAGUAACACUAAAUCCACAUGCAAAGGGUAAUGAUGUGUUUGUUACACAGCGUUUUCAAGCUAGAACAAGGGGAUUGAAAUAGGGGGAUGAGAUACUGGCAUCCAGAGCUCCUAAAUAGAUUUUAACCCCUUCUAUUAUCUUUAUUAAUACUGCUUUUUUAGACUGAAGUUUGAAAGGAGACAAAAGUGGAGGAAGAACCCAGACAAAAAGGUUGUGGAGCAAAGCUAUGAUAUGACGCUGCUCUUGCAGUCCAAAGGGCUACCUUGUUGAAUACGUUUCUUCUGUUAUUUAAACAUCUAGGACUCAGAAAUUACAUUAAAUUUUUGUAUGUUUCAACAAGGUUUUUAAUGUAUUUUGUAAUGUUUGUAUCAUACGGGAUAAAGCAAAUGUCAAGUUAAAAUGUAUUGUGUCAAGUUCGCAAAGUAAGGACUUAGACAUAAAUCUUCACUGAGAUGUACAGUUUUGUUUUCUUAGAUCCAAGGGUGUUGUGUAGGUAAUAUUUUUAUUUUUUGUAAAAUAUGUCAUGUUUAUUUACAUUCUUUGGUUAUGUUUAUUAAAAACAGCAUGAUUUUGCUGCGCCUGUAAUAUUUUGCUAUUAAAGUGUUUUUAAUAACUGUAAUUUAAAAGAAAUAUAACCAAUUAAUAUCAUAAAUAGCAAUGAAGAAUCCAUUCUGGUUAGACUAUGAGCUACAAAGGAUUGAAGGAUUCAGAGUUGA